AUGAAGAGCCCCCUAUCCACUGACGAAAGCCUCAAUGAUCCCUCUACGCAAGAUCUUCCACAGACAAUUAAACCAAACAACCAAAAUGAUGAAAAAGGUGAAAAGACAUCAAUCGAAGACAUUGAAACUUCCAAUGAUGCAGAUGAACAACAGUACCCUAGCAAAGUCAAGCUCAUCUUCAUCGUCCUCAGCUUGAGCUUGUGCAUGUUUCUAGUGGGUCUAGACAACACAAUCAUCUCCAGCGCCAUUCCCAAGAUCACCGAUGAUUUUCACGCUCUCGAGGAUGUAGGCUGGUAUGCAAGUGCCUACAUGCUCACAGUCUGUGCCUUUCAGUUGAUGUGGGGAAAGCUCUUCACGUUCUACACGAUUAAAUGGAUCUAUCUUGCAUCGCUGUUUAUAUUUGAGCUUGGCUCGUUGAUAUGCGGUGUUGCCCCCACCUCCACAGCCCUGAUAGUCGGACGAGCCAUUGCCGGCAUUGGUGGCAGUGGUGUUACUAAUGGCUCAUUCCUUUUGAUUGCUUACUCGGUGCCUCCGCGCCAGCGACCUGCUCUGAUCGGAGCACUUGGCUCUAUGUAUGGGUUUUCUGCCAUCGCUGGUCCAUUGAUUGGAGGCGCUUUUACCGACAAUGCCAAACUUACCUGGAGGUGGUGUUUUUAUAUCAAUCUGCCUCUUGGGUUUGUUGCCGGUCUUGUCAUCCUGUUCUUUGUCUCUUCAUUCAAAGGGAGUAAGGCCGGUAACCUCGGCUUCAUGAAUCAACUUAAGCAAAUGGAUGUCCCAGGUACUCUGUGUCUGCUACCUGGGAUUAUAUGCUUGCUGCUUGCUCUCCAGUGGGGUGGGACCAAAUACUCCUGGAGCAAUGGUCGCAUCAUUGCUUUGUUUGUGGUAGCCUUUGCCAUACUUCUGGUCUUUGGGUUCAUCCAGCUUCGCUCUGGAGAACUUGCGACCGUCCCGAAACGCCUAUUCUGCAACCGAAAUAUUUGGGGUUCUUCCUUAUUUGGGUCCUGCAUCUGUGCUGCGUUCUUCACGAUGCUGUACUACAUCCCAAUUUGGUUCCAAGCUAUAAAGGGAGCUAGUCCAAUCAAGUCGGGGGUGAUGAGUCUCCCACUUGUUGUAAGCUCGAUCAUUUUCUCAUUCAUGACUGGGGGUCUCACUUCGGUGAUUGGGUACUACGUCCAAUGGGCCUAUUUGACAGUGAUAUUCAUGGCACUCGGAACGGGUCUACUCACCACAUUGAGGGUGGACUCCGGUCAUGCAGAAUGGAUUGGCUAUCAAGUCUUCCUCGGAGCUGGCGUGGGCUGUGGUCUUCAAACCGCGUUUUCUGCACCCCAAACUGCCCUGGCACUGGAGGAUAUCCCCAUUGGUACUGCUGUUGUUAUUUUCACAGAGAAUCUCGCCAGCGCAGUAUUCGUGUCAGUCGCACAGAACGUGUUCACCAACCAGCUCAAGACGAAUGUUGCUCAAUACGCGCCAGAUGUGGACGCCAGCGCCAUUAUCGCAGCCGGGGCCACGGAGUUUAUGGCUCAAGUGCCUGAAGGACUUCUCGAUGCUGUGCUAUUCGCUUACAACAAAGCUCUGGAUCAGACCUUUUAUGUAGGAGUUGCUCUCUCGUGCUUUGGUAUCUUUGGCAUCUUUGGGAUGGAGUGGCUAUCUGUCAAGGGAAAACAGGACAAGGAUGUUUCCAAUGAUAGUCCUGCCCCCUGA
Messenger RNA from Penicillium soppii, 1701 nucleotides. RefSeq names its product MDR family MFS transporter. Gene Ontology annotation, biological process: transmembrane transport. Bases 1 to 1701 code for a protein of 566 amino acids. The transcript is spliced from 2 exons. Gene Ontology annotation, molecular function: transmembrane transporter activity. The record is from RefSeq and is a predicted model, not a curated record. Lineage: Eukaryota; Fungi; Ascomycota; Eurotiomycetes; Eurotiales; Aspergillaceae.